This is a messenger RNA of Tribolium madens (black flour beetle), 1588 nucleotides long. RefSeq names its product beta-glucuronidase-like. Bases 249 to 1457 code for a protein of 402 amino acids. The record is from RefSeq and is a predicted model, not a curated record. Lineage: Eukaryota; Metazoa; Arthropoda; Insecta; Coleoptera; Tenebrionidae. Gene Ontology annotation, molecular function: carbohydrate binding; beta-glucuronidase activity. Gene Ontology annotation, biological process: glucuronoside catabolic process; carbohydrate metabolic process. The transcript is spliced from 6 exons.
ACAGAAAAAUUAUUUAUAGUUUUAAGUUAAUAACUAUUGCGAUUUCGAAAAAAUGGGACAUAAAAUAUUGUUGUCCUUGACAAGUUCUACACGUAGUUAAAAUUAUUGCACUUAUUUCAAAGACACGUUGUAUAUGCAUAACAAAAACAAAGAUAGAUUGAUCCAUUGUGCAUCUUAAUAAAUAAAUAGAGCUUAAGUGAAAUGAAUGGCAUCAGUUAAAUUAUGACCGUUGUGAUCUAAUCACAAAAAUGAAGAUAUUUACAAUAUUUCUCUUAUACUUUCUGGAAAAUGUCCACUCUGCUGGAAUUCUCUACCCUCGAGCUUCCGAAACACGCGAUUUGCUCAAUUUGGACGGUUUGUGGAAUUUUGCACUAACAAACAGUAAUGAUCCUUUAAGAGGAUUUAAUGAGGAAUGGUUCAAAGUCAAUUUUAACACAAUUGAUUAUCUUGAUCUUCAAAAAAUGCCAGUUCCUGCUAGUUACAAUGACGUUGGUGCUAACGCAAGUCUCAGAGACCAUGUGGGGCCUGUUUGGUACCAAAGAAAUUUUUUUGUACCAAAAGCAUGGAAUGGAAAAAAGGUCUGGAUUCGGUUUUCUUCAGUGUGUCGAGCGGCUGAAGUUUGGAUUAAUGAUGAAUGGGUUGUAAGUCACGACAUCGGCCAUUUGCCUUUCCAAGCCGAAAUCUCCUUCGGGAUUAUGAUUAUUGACGAAAGUCCAGCUGUUAACACUGAAGGUUACUCCGACGCAUUGUUAGAAAAUCAUAAAAAAUCUCUAACUGAAUUAAUACAAAGAGAUAAAAAUAGACCAGGUGUCAUAAUUUGGUCGGCUUCAAAUGAACCUAGGACGCAAUUUAAUGAAUCAGCAGCGUACUACAAAGAAGUUAUCUCCCAUAUUAAGAGUUUGGACACCACACGACCUGUAACUAUCGCAAAUGCCCAACAACCAGACGUUGACCACUCUACCCAAUUUCUCGACAUUGCGUCGUUUAAUUUGUACUCUGCGUGGUACUUCGACCCUGGCGAUGUCGAUGUCAUUAUACCUCACGUUCUAGAAGUUGCAAGACGAUGGAACAAACUCCAUAAUAUCCCAGUUAUAAUAACAGAAUAUGGGGCAGAUACUCUAGAAGGUUUACAUACUUUGCCGUCAUUUAUUUGGUCAGAAGAAUAUCAAACAGAAAUUAUGAGCAAACAUUUCCAAGCUUUCGAUCAAUUGCGCGAAGAAGGUUUCUUUAUUGGAGAAAUGAUUUGGAAUUUUGCCGACUUCAAAACCGAUCAAGCUUAUACUCGAGUUGGGGGAAACAAGAAAGGGAUUUUUACCCGAAAUCGUGAGCCCAAAGCAAGUGCCCACUUAUUGAGACAGCGUUACUGGAGUUUAGCCGAAAAAUUAGACAAUGCUGUGGUUCCAGAUGAUCUUUAUCACUACAUUUAUGGGUCUGGAAAUGAGAAAAAUGAAUUGUAAAUUACAAAUAAUAAAAAAAAACAUUUCAAAAGUGCGAACACGUGAACAAGUCGCAUAAUUUAUGCUUUAUUGCUGUUUCAUGUUGUAACAACUAAUAAAAUGUUAUUGCUUGAAUAAAAAAUCAAUAAAAU